Epinephelus lanceolatus (giant grouper) is the source of this 2300-nucleotide messenger RNA. The record is from RefSeq and is a predicted model, not a curated record. NCBI's taxonomy places the organism in Eukaryota, Metazoa, Chordata, Actinopteri, Perciformes, Serranidae.
UCUGUUCCGUUUGUUUCAUGUCCUCUUUAAAGACAUGUUCAAAUAUGUGGAGCCCAAAAAAAUCUUGUUGGGCAGAGAUGAGAACAGGACAGAGAGGUGUGCCUAUUAUAUUCUUGUGUUAAAAUCUUUAAAGGGUAUGCUGGAGUCCGGUUUUUGGCAGGGCCUCAUGUCAGUGGAUCCUAAUAAUGUUUCCAAAACAGAUGUUCUCUCUGACAGUUGUGAUGGUAAGGUGUUUAUGUCAAACACAUUUUUUCAGGAAAACCCAAGUUGUCUUAAGCUGGUUUUAUACCAGGAUGCAUUUGAAGUUGUGAACCCAUUGGGUUCUGCAAAAAAGAAGCACAAGGUUUUGGUUGUUUACUUCUCUCUACUCAACAUGCCCCCCCAUGUACGAUCAAAUGUUGACCACAUGUAGCUGGUUUUAUUGUGUAUAGAGAAGGAUUUUAAGGAAUUUGGCCAUGCCAAGGUUUUUUCUGAACUGCUUACUGACCUGAAAGAACUGGAGGGAAAUGGGAUAGCAAUGGGAGAUGAACUUGCAGUCAAGGGAGCUCUCUACUGCAUUGCUGGGGACAACCUGGGCUCUCACACCAUUGGUGGUUUCACAGAAAAUUUCAGUUCAUCUCAGUACUUCUGCAGAUAUUGUCUGAUUUCUCGAACUGAAUUUCAGGGUGCUGAUCCUAACAUCUGUGGACUGGAGCGGACUCCAGAAAUGUACAGAUCUGCCAUUGAACAGCUGGAGACAGAGCAUGCUCCACAAGUACAAGGGAUAAAGUUCAGAUAUGGCUGAAUCAAAGACCUUAAGUGAUGCCAUAGCAGCAGUGCUUCUGGAUCUUCCUGAUCAAGUUGUCAAGUCAGUAGAAGAUGCUUUGGAGGCGCUUGGUGCAGUAACGACAGAUGAUUUACAGUACAUUACAGAGGGAGACUUGCUGCCAGUAUUAAAGCCCAUACAAGUCAGAAGACUGGUUGCUGCCUGGGCCCAAAACAACUCGUCCACUCCAACUUCAGCCCCGGCAUGUUCCUCUCCAGGGUCUCUCCUUUCCUCUCCCUCUCCGUCCUCCGUCACUCCCUCACCAGCAUCAUCCACAGCUACAUCAUCACCCUCAGGAAGUUCUUAUACUCUUGCGCCAAAUUGGGUAGACACUUUUCAGAUACCAUGGCAGAAGCUCCCUGAAGAGUUAGUACAGAGUUUGGAAAGACAGAAAAGGCCAAGUGCUUUACUACGACGUAAUAUGAUAAGGAUUGUUGUCUCCGAGAUGAUGAAGAUUUGUAAGAGUCCAACCAAACACAACACCACAGAGAUAGCAAAAAGGAUGGUGGCCAGGUAUCCAAAGUCUCUUCAAGAUGUAAUUGAUGAUGAUGUUAUUGGACUUGGAUAUCAUUCCCUGGCAAAGCAACUCCAGGCAAGAGUUGAAAAUGUCAAACAACCUAACACACCAAAGAUAAAGAAACGCAAAGCUGCAUCAGAUGAUGACACAGAUGAAGUAUGUGCUGAACAAAGAGCAAGUGUUCAAGACAUGCAUGGCUGUAUCAACUGGAUGCCGAAACAUCUGCCACUCUCUGAGACUGUGGAGAGUCAGCUAGAAAAAAAAGAAAAAAUGAAAAAAUUUGAAGAGAUGAACUACAGUUCAGAUGCUUUGAAAGAAUUGAUCAAGUCCAUCUAUUUCACACAGCAUAAAGAGAUCAAUAAUGGUGUAAGCAUCCAGAAAUUAAGCCAGGAAUGGCCAUGUUUGUUUAAGGAAGUCAGUAUGGCAGCACACUUCCAGGAACUGACUGGCGUAAGUAUGAUUGAGUCCUUCCUUGCCAAUGUUGACACAAACGGGGCACGUCUCUUAAACGUCUUCAAAUGUGUUGAUGCACAUAAACACAAACAAGUCCUGGAUGCUCUUCUCAAGCUUCAAACUGAAAGAGGUCAGUCCACUGGUUGCUCAGAAGAGGUCAUACAGAUGGUGCUUCUUUUACUGGCUCAUUUUGACGAGAAGAAAGAGCAUCUGUUCCAUUUCGUCGAGAAGACAAUCCUUGCUGAGGAGGUUCAGAUGGAGAGUGUGCCACCAACACCCUGCCUUAUUGUGUGUGGGUCCUCCUGCUUUGCUGCUGAGACAUUUAUGUUGAGCAUCGAUAAAGAGGUUGUCAACGACCACAUCACUUCCUUCACAUCUGCCAUCUGCCUGAUGUUUGGCAGUUAGUACUGCUUCAACGUACACUACCCAGUGGAACUACGGUCUACACUGGAGUUCCUCCAACGGUAAAAUAUUAUUUUUCUAAAAUAUGUUAUAAUAUUAGAAAAUGCAAGGCAUUUGAUAUCC